Messenger RNA from Emiliania huxleyi CCMP1516, 414 nucleotides. RefSeq lists its product as hypothetical. The record is from RefSeq and is a predicted model, not a curated record. Lineage: Eukaryota; Haptophyta; Isochrysidales; Noelaerhabdaceae. The coding region runs from base 1 to 414 and encodes 137 amino acids. Gene Ontology annotation, molecular function: DNA binding; DNA-binding transcription factor activity. Gene Ontology annotation, biological process: regulation of DNA-templated transcription. The transcript has 2 exons.
AUGGCCCCGCCGCGGACCGCGUCGUCAGAGGGCGUUGUGCUGAUCCCAGCCACCACCAAGAGGAACACGACUGGCUACAAGAACGUGUCCUUCAACCGCCGCGAGAAAAAGUUCAAGGCGCAGGUGACGGAUGGCGGCGAGAGUGUCUUCCUCGGCUACUUCGACACCGCCGAAGAGGCGGCCGUCGCCUACGCUCGGUCAGAGUACGGCCGCGCCGACGCCGCGAAGCUGCUGCAGCAACGCCCCGCUCCCACUCCCGCUGGCGCCGAGGUGAUACAGCAGGCGGAGAGGGAGGGCCUCACCCUCACCGCCAGUAGCAGCAGCAACACCAGCUACAAAGGCGUGACCUUCUGCCCGAAGCAGAAAGGCAGCAAGAAGUACAUGCUGAGGUCCACCGUCCAAUUUGGACUAUAG